GCUGAUUAAGUUUUGCCCUGCAGUUGAGUUUGGCACGCUCGGAUUUCUGACAGUUGUGUGCCUCGAGCUGCUUUUUGAUGCGGAUAUUUCGAGAGGGGGGGUGACCAGUGACAUCGAUGUGCACGCCUGAUUGUGGAUGGAGCUUUUGACCGGGCCAUGGAUAUGACGUCCUCUUCAUCAGCAGCGCGUCAGGAGGUGGACCGCAGAGCAGACGACCUGCGUGGUAUGCUGCAGAACUGCUUCCUCACUGGUGAGGAGGAUGAACAAACGGCGACUCCUUACAUUCGUACAUUUCGGGAUGCUCAAGAGGAUAAGGUGGUGGUGGAUUUGGACCCCCGAGCGGCGGAUGUUACAGUUGGCUAUCUGCGGCAGCACGGAGUGCUGGUGGUUUUUCAGGGAGCCGGUGCCGACGCGACGUUUGUUGAGAAGGAGGAUUGGUUGCGAGCGAUGGAGACGGGCUGGGACUUGGCCGCAGCCCAUGGUCAUCAUGGCAGGAUCAAACCAGAGGGCGCGAACAUGGUAUCCUAUCUGGCGCCGAAUCACGUGCUUCGAGACUGGCUGCUUAAUACACUCAAGAAAUGUGAUAAUGCAGUCGUGGGCGGUGGGUCUUCUGCUCCCGCGGGAGGUGGUCUGCGGCCUGAGGGGGCACCUCCGCCGGGGGGGGCACCACUAGCAGGGGGGGGGCCGCCUCCGUUGAGAGAUGGGCUUCCCCUGUCUGGGCCAACCCCUUUGCCAGUGCCUGUUGCGCCUUUACCCGUUGCUGGUGCAGGGCAUCCCCUCCCAGUCUCGCCAUUGUCUGCUGCUUCGCCAGCCCCAUUUGGCAUGCCUCUACCUGCAGUCUCGCCAUUGCCUACUGCUUUGCCAGUCCCACUUGGCAUGCCUCUACCUGCAGCCGAGGGUGGGCAUCCUCAGCCUUCCCCACCGUGCCCGCUAGGAAUUGUUGCUCCCUCUCCCCCGCCUGCUGCGCCACGGCCCCCCCCGGCCCCGACGACAACUGCUGAAGGACGCGCUGAAGAACACUCGUCCCAACUUCGACAGCAGGCGCAAGGAACAACGGUACCGGCAGGAGUAGCGGGAGGGCCUUCAGAGCAACAGUGGAUCGGAGACGAUGGUCUUAAGGAGGCUCCUCCCCCGACAAAGGAGAUAACUGGGGAGGAUCACAACGGAGGAAAGCGACCACAGGGGGUCCAAGGCAGCAGCAACCUGGCCCUUACGACCGGCCGUCUCAGGAUUAUCGUGCUUCAUCAGAUGCAUCAUCAGCAAAAUCCGUCUCCUAGGCAGAUAUGGCCGAUGCAGCAGCACAGCCGGCGGGUCUGCAAAGUUCAGUUCCCCUGCAGCCAGCGGGUCUGCAGAGUUAAGUUCCCCUGUUGCAACAGCCAGGGGUACAGCAUCAACAACAGCAGCCGUCAACGGAGAAUAGACAACCACUUCGAGCGCAGGUGUUCCCUGGCUCCAUCACAGAGGCAAUAGCAGCAGGACAACCAUGGGUGGUAGUGCCGCUGGUGUUUACUGCGGUUGACGGGCUCUUGCAGUUGCUGACUGCAGUUUCUGCGGCGGGCCCUUUGGCGA
Messenger RNA from Chara braunii, 1569 nucleotides. The record is from the annotation of a GenBank genome assembly. Lineage: Eukaryota; Viridiplantae; Streptophyta; Charophyceae; Charales; Characeae.